AAAUCUCACUCUGCGAAGGCAGACGGUUGUCUCGGAGUUUUUAUAGUACGAGAGUGCUCAACAGUCUCAUAAACACAGUGAUCAUUCAUCUUGUUUUGCUUCCAUGGCAUCUUGUUUCAAAUGUAGUGGAAUUUAUAUACGAAAUGCUGUGUACUGCGCGAGCAGUAGGAUACAUGAUUCAUGGGGACUGCGAUACAAGACAACAUCUAACCAAUAUGUGUUGCAGAGGACAAGAGAUCCCACAUUUGAAAAAUUAAUGAACAAACACAAAAACCUACUCAAAGUGGUCUUAGUGCAGACAAUUGUAUUAGGUAGCCAGGAAAAAGCUCUUCCCUUUCAGUAUCUCUCCAGAUUGCAGAACAAACUCCGCCUGAAGAGAGGUGCAGGACCAUUCCUGAAAAAGUACCCUCACAUUUUUGAGGUCUACAAGCACCCCACAAAGGGGAAUCUCUGGUUCAGACUUACCCUCAAAGCCAUGGACCUUGUUAAUGCAGAAGACCAAGCAAUCAAAGACGGCCAGCCGCUGGUCAUUGAAAGAUUGAAGAAAUUGCUCCUGAUUUCUACAGAUGGAGUGCUCCCUCUCAAAGCUUUGUUAAAGGUAAGCAGACCUCUUGGCCUGCCCGAUGACUUUGAAGAUUCAAUUAUAACAGAAAACCCACAUUGUUUUCGAUGGAUUAGGGGCACUACUAGAGAUAAUGACAUGGUGGGUCUCGUGUCAAGAGACCCCGAUUUAGCAGUCACAACAGUUGAAAAGUGGAGAAAUUUACAUUACACAAGAGAGGAACUUGAGAAGGAUAAAGAUGUUAGGUUUGCGUUCAAGCACCAGUACCCCCCCGGGUUUAGGAUUAAUAGGGGUUAUAGGGACAAGGUAAAAAAAUGGCAGAGGUUGUCUUAUUGGUCACCUUAUCAGGAUAUUAGUCUGGUUAAAAUUCGUUCCAAGGGUGGGAUUAAGCCUUUGGAAAAGAGGGCAGUUGCUAUUCUCCAUGAAUUUUUGAGUUUGACUGUGGAGAAAAUGGUACAGGUUGAGCAAAUCAGUCAUUUUAGGAAAUCCUUCAAUAUGAAAAUGAAUAUUAGGGAUAUUUUUCUGGAUCAUCCUGGCAUAUUCUAUUUAUGUACUAAGGGGAAUGUUCAUACCAUCUUUCUAAGGGAGGCUUAUCGAAGGGGUAGGUUGAUCGAACGCAAUCCUGUUCAUUUCUUUAGGCAGAAGAUGUUGGAGCUGGUAGAGCUUGGUCGUCAUGUCAUGAACUUGCAGCCUUCUUUCGAUGAAAGUAAAGUAAAUUUGGAGUGGAGUAAGGGAAACAGUGAACAAGCUUCAGUCACGGAGGAGAAAGGAGUGGUGGUGUCAGAUAGCUUAUGUCAGAGUGAAUCUUGGGAUUCAGACCAUGGCAGUUCGAGUGAUUCCUCACAAGAUGGGGAGACUGAAGAAUGGGAUGUCGGGAGUGAUGCAAGUGAUUGGUCUGAAACAUAGUUUCAGUACUUUUUCCUAAGCAGCCAACCAUCGCAAGAUGUGUAGGCUCUUAAAGAACGAAAUAAAUUCAAUUGUCUUUCAAGUUUUAGGCUACUUAUGAAUUUGGAUGUUUACCGUUAGUCCGAGCUGGGUGAAUCGAGUCUGCAUUUAAUAAAUUAUAAACUCUAACUGCCAAGUUUUGCCCACUGCUGAUUAAAAGGUAGUCUAAUGCUCUCUGAGGUCUGCCUAGUGUCCAAGUCUUGUGGCUUUGGACUAAGAAACGAACUAAUAAGCUUCUGCCUUUGGGAGGUGACAUAAGGAUCCAAGAGAAUAAAUAUUAUCUAUAUUUGGAAGUUUUGCACCCUAUGCAUUGACAUGGAAUUUUGGAAAUAAAUGUGCUUCAUCAAAAGACAACAAUUGAAGAUGUCUUUAAUUUCUGUCAAAAUCUUGAACAAAUAGACCUUGAAGGGUUGUACUGCAUAAAUAUUUGUUUCAUCUCUGAUGCUAGGGCUAGGGUUUACCUCAUAUACCAAAGUUUCCUGGACUUGCACCUAGCCAUGCCAUUUGGUUGGGGCAGACCAUUUUUAGAAUGGGCCCUGGUAGAUGAAAUAUCGCUUCACUGGUUUGGAAGUGAACUGAGGUCUAGUCGACACCUGAACAAGAUGCAUUUGUAUUGCAAGCAGAGGAGUGUUUUUUCACUUCAAAUAACCAUGGAAAAAAGUUGCGUGUGGUUUUUUGGAAGAUGAAUAUAGCCAUUUAUUGCAUGGCAAGAGGGUCGUUCUGCGAUCACUGAUGAAGCAAUAGAGUAUUCCUUGUCUGUAUAUGUUUGACGAGUUCUUGAAUAUUGAGAGCUUUGUGAAAAGGAUUUAAGAUAAUUUUAAGGUCCUUUUCUUAAUCAUCCUUUCUCUGGAAGACUUUAGAAGAAAGGUGAAGUUUUUUGUAAUCUUGCUAGGGUGAAUAGUAAUAUUUUUCAUGUAGAUAAAUUUUCAAAAUGACUAACAUAUUUCCCUAAUAUGGUGUUUAUAAAGCUUCUCUCCAUUCUAUACAUUUAGCAGCUAAGUCAUUGAAGUUUGGCUGAUAAAUUACUUUUAAGGUCCUUUCUUAACAUAUGAUCUAUGUGUGUCCAGUAUUAGAUAUACAUAUGUUCGUGGCUUUUGUUUUCUUUGUAAAUCCAAAUCAUGGGAUUUUGAUGGAAACAAACUCUGGAUGCCUAAUGA
This is a messenger RNA of Cryptomeria japonica (Japanese cedar), 2664 nucleotides long. Its product is annotated as protein ROOT PRIMORDIUM DEFECTIVE 1. The record is from RefSeq and is a predicted model, not a curated record. Gene Ontology annotation, molecular function: RNA binding. The transcript has a single exon. The coding region runs from base 104 to 1468 and encodes 454 amino acids. NCBI's taxonomy places the organism in Eukaryota, Viridiplantae, Streptophyta, Pinopsida, Cupressales, Cupressaceae.